This is a messenger RNA of Pimephales promelas (fathead minnow), 3312 nucleotides long. It is a transcript of the gene stat4, whose product is annotated as signal transducer and activator of transcription 4. The record is from RefSeq and is a predicted model, not a curated record. Gene Ontology annotation, molecular function: DNA binding; DNA-binding transcription factor activity. NCBI's taxonomy places the organism in Eukaryota, Metazoa, Chordata, Actinopteri, Cypriniformes, Leuciscidae. Gene Ontology annotation, biological process: regulation of DNA-templated transcription; signal transduction.
UACUUUGUUUCCGUGUUCGUGAAGUGCUCAACAUUUCCUUGAAGAACCCACCUGUUUACCCGUUCAGUCAUGAUCACUGGAUAAGACAGCUGAAAUUCGUGCCCAAUAGGACUUAAUUUAUGAGCGAAAACUGGACCGUACACACAUAUCCAGACUUCGAACACUUGCAUCUUUAGCCGGAUAAGGUCAGUAGUCUGUGGGCAAGACUCUUGAGGAACUUCUGGUUAAAGCGUGGCUGCUGCUGGUUACUCUGAAAACAUCAAGUUCAUUGUGUGAACUUCUCUGAAUUGUCUCUCAUAAGAGCAACAGCAACACAAUGAGUCAAUGGAAACAAAUCCAGCAACUGGAUAUUAAGUUCCUCGAACAGGUGGACUUUUUUUAUGAUGACUUUCCAAUGGAGCUGAGGCAGGUGCUAGCCAACUGGAUUGAAAGCCAAGAUUGGGAAACCGCUUCAAACCAUGAAUCCAUGGCUACUGUACUCUUCAAUAACUUCCUCAUUCAGCUGGAGAGGCAGUGUUCUCAGGAGCAGAACUUUCUUCACAGGCACAACCUAAAACGAAUAUUUCAUCAGAUACAGGUUAAAUACAAGGCGAACACUAUUCAGAUGGCUGCCGUCAUCUGUAACUGCCUGAGGGAAGAAAGACGCAUCUUAUCCACAGCUAGCAUGCAGGAACAGGGACCACUGGAGAAGUCCAUGCAAAACUCAGCCGCUCUGGAGAAGCAGAAAGUUCUUGACAACAAAGUGGCAGUGAUUAGAAGCAGCGUUCAGAUGCUGGACCAGGCUGUGAAGUAUCUUGAAGACAUGCAGGAUGAUUUUGACUUUCGCUACAAAACGCUCCAACUUCGAGAUCCAGUUGAGAGGAACUCUAUGGCCAUGAAGCAAGAAGUCACCACACUUCAGGAAAUACUGAAUCGCCUGGAUUUCAAAAGAAAGGAGAUUUUGUCAAAGAUCGCAGAUGUUAUAAAGGAAAUUGAAGUGUUGAUUUCCAGCCAGCUUAACCCUGAACUUAAGGAAUGGAAAAGGAGGCAGCAGAUCGCCUGCAUCGGAGGACCGGUUCUGAUAGGACUGGACCAGCUCCAGAACUGGUUUACCCUGACUGCCCAGAGUCUGUUCCAGAUUAAAAGGCAGCUGGACAAACUGGGCGAGCUGAUUCUGAAAGUCACUUACGAGAGCGAUCCAAUUCCUCUCCAGAGACCUCAGAUGGAGGAGCAGGUCAAAUACCUCAUCUACCACCUCAUUAAAAGCUCGUUUGUGGUGGAGAAGCAGCCCUGCAUGCCUACACACCCUCAGAAACCUCUAAUCAUCAAAACACAGGUGCAGUUUACCACCAAGGUCAGAUUGCUGGUUAAGUUGCCUGAGGUGGAUUAUCAACUCAAAGUCAAGACAACUUUCGAUAAAGACCUUCCACCAGGCAAAGUGAACAGACAGUUCUUCAUCCUCACCAACAACACCAAAGUGAUGGAUGUUGAGGAGUCGACCAGCUGCCUUUCUGUAGAGUUCAGGCAUCUGCAGCUGAAAGAGAGAAAGUGUCCUACCGGAGGAAAAGGAAAUGAGGGUCCCCUGUCAGUUACAGAGGAGUUACACUCACUCAACUUUGAGGCCAUGCUGAUGUUACAGGGCCUGGAUAUUGAUCUCGAGACUUGCUCCCUGCCACUGGUGGUCAUCUCCAAUGUCAGUCAGCUUCCAGGGGGCUGGGCCUCCGUCAUGUGGUACAACCUGCUAACGGACGACCCUAAGAACCUCGGGUUCUUCGGGAACCCUUUGCGGGCGAGUUGGAGCCAACUCUCCGAGGUGCUCAGUUGGCAGUUCUCCAGUUUUGCAGGACGAGGACUCAACAAGGAGCAGCUUAACAUGCUGGGAGAUAAACUUCUGGGUCAACACGCUUCUUUUAAUGACUGCCAGGUUUCUUGGUCCAAAUUCUGGAAGGAAAACAUCCCUGGAAAAUCAUUUAGUUUUUGGCUGUGGCUAGACUCUAUCCUGGACCUUAUUAAGAAACAUUUACUUCCUGUUUGGAUUGAUGGUUAUAUAAUGGGAUUUGUGAGUAAAGAGAUGGAACGUGCCUUAUUGAAGGAGAAGAAGCCAGGGACAUUCCUGCUACGCUUUAGCGAAAGUCACCUUGGAGGAAUCACCUUCACCUGGGUUGAGCAGGAUGAAAAUGGAGACCCAAAGUUCAUCUCUGUAGAGCCGUACACUAAAAACCGUCUCAACGCCUUGCCCAUCGCUGAUAUAAUACGGGACUAUAAGGUCAUUGCAGAUGGUGUUGUCCCAGAGAAUCCUCUGAAGUUCCUUUACCCCGACAUCCCGAAGGACGAGGCUUUUGGAAAACAUUACAAUAGCCAGCAAAACAAAGAAGCAGCUAUCCGCCAUAACCCAGCAAUCAAAGUUUGUCCUUACAUUCAGACACAGUUAGUUCCAAUUUCCCGUCGGAAUGGUCCAGUCCAACAUGCAUGUUCCUCUCCUGAACCUCCAAUGUCUCCUGGAAUGUUUGAAAUUAUCACCCAGCACCUCAGUCCCUUUGAGUUUGAAAGCGCUAUGAAUUCACCGUAGAAAGGGCAACAACCAGAUUUCGCUCAGUUCCAAGAUUUUGGAUUGGUUCGAAGCUUUCCAUCUCUGUAUUCUGGUUUCUUUUGCCGUUCUUAAAGUCCCCCCGUGGCGCAAAUCAAGUGUUUAAUGUUGUUUAUAUAUCUAUGUGGUGUUUUUAAUAUGCUUUAAGACAAACCAUGUACAAAUGCACAAGUCAACACCCUUUUGAGUAUUUUCUCUUUAAAACUGCAGUGAACCAAAGACUCAAAAACGCUGUUUGAAAUUGCUAGUGUUUCUGACAUCACAAACUGUAACUAAUCAGGUCAACCAACGUGUGAUUGUCAACGAGUGAACCUCUGGUGUGAGUGAGUGGAGGCGGGGGCCAAUUUGCAUAUUCAUGGUUCCGUAAAUAUACUAAAUGAGGCGAGGUUGUAGAGUUACAUUCAAGAUAUUUUAAGGCAUGAGUAAUUUUUAUAGACUUUUAGAAAUGUAAUUUUGAUGAUCAAAGAUGAGUUUUAAGGAAAUAAAAUCAUUGACUACAGGUGGCCUUUUCUGGCUCUAUGCCAUUAAAAAACAUAAUUUCUCUCCCUUUGAGUGUAUAUUCCAAAAUACUGUCAAUAUGAAAAUGUAUCAUGUACUUUUCAUUGUACUAUUCAAAUUCUAGUUAUGUGGUCUCAUGUAUCUCUAAAAUUCAGAUUUGACUAAACUGCCUAACAUUAUAUAAGUUUAUGUAUAUAUUAUGACAAGUUUUUUGUUUUUGUUUUUUAAUAAAAAAAUGUAUGGUUUCA